Lindgomyces ingoldianus is the source of this 1053-nucleotide messenger RNA. RefSeq lists its product as uncharacterized. Lineage: Eukaryota; Fungi; Ascomycota; Dothideomycetes; Pleosporales; Lindgomycetaceae. Bases 1 to 1053 code for a protein of 350 amino acids. The transcript is spliced from 11 exons. The record is from RefSeq and is a predicted model, not a curated record.
AUGUUAGCACAAAGGCCUGGUUCGAAACAAAAUUGCCUUUCCUUUGAACACCCUUUUCAUUUGAGCAAAAUACUGAAUAUAUUCAUUCCUCCAUACAUAUGCUCCAAAGCAUUUGUUGACAUGCCAUAUUCGUUUCCAGGAAAGAAUACUGCCAAAUUUAUUACCCUUCUUUAUCCCCUGAAGAGACUUAUUGAUCGAAAGAUACACAUCCGCUAUCGUUUGGGUCUAGCAGGGGAAAAUCUUAACUGUCAAUCUACCUUGGUCGCCGAAACUACUGGAGCUGGAAGUAGCUCCUCCGGCAGGCUGAUGUGUGCCUGUAAGCCUGGCUACCUGCGAAUAAGCCUUACAAAAGUCUUUGCCCACGCUAAAAACGCCACGGUCUUGGCACAAAACUCAGAGAUUUCCAGCUACACUACGAUUUAUUUCAUGUCUAUAUCGCAUAAUCACAAUAUCGCUACUCAAGCUUUAGUUGUUGCCCUGAAAUCGCCAUCUAGGGGUAAAACUGCCCAACAGGUCAUCUUAAUUACUGUAAGGCCGAGAUGGCGCUUACGUGCGACGGGUAUAUAUACUAUUCUGUACGCAAUAAUCAACUGUUGGUUGAUUAUUCGUACCUUUUUGGUUGUAUUGGCGCAGUGGUAUAGAGCUCCUAUCUACGGUCAAGCAAUUAAGCGUGGAUUUAAUCCUAACGCUGUCCCUCUUGUUAUUAAAGAUGAAUAUCUUAAAGGUGCUCACCAAUCUGGCCAUCUGAAUAUGCAGACUAGCGAGGUUCAGCAAUCUCUCACCCAGAAGGCACGCCUUGACGGAUAUGGCUCCUCACCUGACCUGUUUGGAGGUGGCAUGGCCUUACGCGGGCCUUUACUGGGUUUAGCGGAGAAAAGAGGUGCGGUGCUUCCAGGUGUACGGCCUGGUUACUGGCACUGUGUUCGAAGGGAGCUGGGGACGCUAGGUCAAACAGUUCAGCGGCUAUUCCGCUUGUUCCAGACCUUGUUUGUCCGGGCCUAUCACCUCCUCCCACUCAAGCAUAAACGGAAAUCCCCAUCAGUCCAACCGUAG